Messenger RNA from Ananas comosus (pineapple), 3280 nucleotides. Its product is annotated as CBS domain-containing protein CBSX3, mitochondrial-like. The record is from RefSeq and is a predicted model, not a curated record. NCBI's taxonomy places the organism in Eukaryota, Viridiplantae, Streptophyta, Magnoliopsida, Poales, Bromeliaceae. The coding region runs from base 2503 to 3123 and encodes 206 amino acids. The transcript is spliced from 6 exons.
UUGAUUACAUAUUUGCUCAUAAGCUGUACAUAAAUCAUUACAUCACCAAACCAUGAGUUCUUUCUUCUUUAAUCAUUGGUUAAAUGUUCUACUGCUACCUUCUUCAGCAUGCUUUGACCCACCGUUAGUUAAACGUAUACCAUCUUCAUUGACUUUUUUUCUCUUCUCCUCGCAGCUAAAACGACAUCCAUGUCGCUGUGGCUUCUGGGGAUUCUCUGGGUCACUCUCGCUCUCCAAGAACAGGGCUCGAAGGCAUCUUCUUCUGAUUCUUGGGUCAUGAGGUAUUUUUGUAUCAGGGUUUACACUUAAAUAUGACUCUUUGGCUUUUGUAGGUUCUAUUCUCCCUAAUUGGCUAGGCUGUUCGGUUUGUUUGCUUGUGAGAUUCAAAUGAACUCCUGGAUUGUGUGCACUGCACGAGCUCUCUUGCAAUGUGGAGUUGUUUAUGCUUUGAACAUUACUGUUAAUGCUGGAGUUUAUUCCUGGAUAUGUGCUAUAUUUAGAGUUCAAAUUUUCUUCUCUUAGUUUGACCUCGCCGCCUAUAACCAUUGACGCUCCCUUGUUUUCUCCUGCGAAGGUUACGAUACUCACUGCUUGUCCAAACCCUGGCUUUUGUGAUAUCCCAUCAAUCUGCUUUUGGUAGAGCUUUCCGAGCCCGUCUUCGAUCUCUUUCUGAAAGCAUGCUCUUUGACCAUCAAAAAUUGAAGCCCGAGGGAUGCUUGAAAUUGCUAUUUUGGUCUCUUUGCCCCUUGAACCAUUUUUUAUUCCUGGCUUUUCUAUGUUCAAUUUAUCUCCCUUCUCGGAAUGUGUUGGGCUUGAUAUUUGAAGUUCGACCUUAAGUUUGCUACCUUCUGAGGGAAAUUCAAUAUGAGGUUCUGGGGUUGAAAUCUUGGUUUCUAUUGUUUCUGUUGGUUGGUUGCUUGUUUCUGGCUUGGAGGCUUCAAUUUCUUGUUUGUCUUUGUUAAACCCUUCGGAUAAUAUGUUGGGAUCUUGGGUUUCAACAGGAGCCUUUUGUUUAGUUUCUCUAUUUAUCUUGAACUCCUCGUUAACUUUUUCGGACUGUUUUUCUAUUGCUGGUGUUUGAACAGUUUUACUUUCUUGCUCGCUGUCUAGAUUUGGUUUUGUUUCUCGUUCAAUUUCCUUGUUAGUGUUUUGGAAAUCGAUAGGAGUGGAAUUUACUACAUUAUCCUCUAGGGAUUUAACAUACUUGUGUUGACCUUCUGAGUUAGCUAGGUCAGCGUCUGGUUGUGCAAGAGAUUGUGCUAUCACUACUGGAGAAGCUGGUUGAGAAGGUGGUGGAAUAGGAGGCUGUGCUUGGGAAGGUGGUGGAAUCGGAGGUUGUGCUUGAGAUGAAUAUGGAGGUUGUGCUCCCACCUUUGGAGAAGCCGAUGGAGAAACCAGUGAAGAAGUCGGUUGAGACAGAGCUUGUUCUUGACUGGAGUGUUGAGGCUGCGCUGCCACCUCUGGAGAAGUUGAUGAAGAGCCCAAUGGAGAAGCUGGAGUAGGCUGUUGCGCUUGAGGUGAGUAUUGAGGUUGAGCUGCUGCCUCCGCUGGAGAAGCCGAUGGGGCAGGUGGUGGGGUAGAAGAUGGUUCUGUAGGUGAGUAUUGAGGCUGAGCUUCCACCACCGGAGAAGCCGAUGGAGAGGCCAAGGAAGAAGUUGGUGGCGUAGCAGAUUGUCCUUGAGAUGAGUGUCGAGGUUGAGUUCCCAGCACCGGAGAAGCUCGUGGAGAAGCCGGUGGAGUAGGAGAUCGUGCUUGUCGCCGUGUUGAAGGCGGAGGGGGCAGAGUGGGGGCAUGACGACUAUAGAAGGGGAGCCAGAAGCGGAAUGGCUGCGGUCUUUCUCGAUUGGCCAUUGUAUCUGUUUGUGUGAGAGAGGAUGAGGAACUCAGGGAAGAAACGAAAUACAGAGCUUCUGCCUUCGGAGAUAAUAUUGGAAUAGGUUUACAUCUGAUUCUUUUAUUGUGUAGUUUGUUUUCUUAAGUUGGUGUAUUUUCAGUAGCUUCUCAAGGUAGAGAAGAGAUCUCUUGGUUUGUCGCAACUUAAGGAGCAGGUUUCUUCUAUUCUUCUUAAAAGGAGUAGGUUUCUUCAAUUCUUCUUAAAAUUCGGCUUGCUAAUUAGGCAUUACGGUUAUGCUCUAAUUUUUUUAACUUAAAUUAUACUUAUUGUGAGUACUCUGGUCAUUGUUUUUGUGACUCAUGGUGAAGCAACACAUGGAGAAUGUUCUUUGCUUCUUCAGUACAUUGAUAACAAGGCCUACAACAAUGCUUUACCAUUUCUUCAAGUAGGAGAUGCUUAGCCUGCUGGGGAAUUCCUUGCCUUACUUUGGAGGAAACAAUAGUCUUAGAGGGAGAGAAGGAUAGAGUUCUCCUACAUAUCUUUCAACUCCCCAUGAAGAGUACCCAUCCCUCCUCCGACCACUGCCGCUGCUGCUGCCACCGCUGCAGAGGGGCGCUCGACAUCCAUCGGCAUCUGAAUCUGCAUCCAUUUUCGGUCAAGCAUAAGAGAUGCAAGGAUUUACAAAGGCGAUAAGAUCGCAAGGAAACCGAAUCAAACUCGCAGUUCUGCAGCACAUGGGCAUGAAGGAGAGCUUCUCCUUGAUGAAUCUGAUUGCGCAUUUCCAAAGUGCUUCUCCAACUUCUACUAUACCCCAUAAAGGAUUAGAAAAUACAACAGUAGCAGAGAUUUUGAAGACGAAGGGAGACGAAGAGGCAGGGGCUCUGUUUUGGUGUAGCACCAACGACACAGUUUAUGAUGCCGUUAGACAGAUGACACAACAUAAUAUUGGAGCUCUAGUUGUUGUGAAGCCAGGGGAUCACCAGUUGCUUGCUGGGAUUGUAACUGAGAGAGAUUAUCUUCAGAAGAUCAUUGUGCAAGAUAGAUCUUCUAAAUCCACAAGAGUCGGAGAUAUCAUGACCCAAGAGAGCAAGCUCAUUACAGUGACAUCUGAUACAAAAAUACUACAAGCUAUGGAGCUAAUGACUGACAAGCAUAUUCGGCAUGUUCCUGUUAUCGAUCAGAAGGUAGUCGGCAUGAUCUCAAUCGUUGAUGUAGUGCGAGCGAUCAUAGAUCAACAACACGGUGAAGUGAAGCGUUUGAAUGAAUACAUCAGAGGAGACUAUUACUAGUGUGUAAACCACGGAGAUAAUAAAUAAGAAAAUUGGUGCUCACAAAUGGAAAUGUUGUGAUGCUCAGACAAUACCACUAUUUUCUGACAUUUCUGUAUUUACUGUCAAUUGGCAGUUACUGAAAAGCCCUUCCUGCAAAGAAUAUGUGUUUUUUUUA